Messenger RNA from Lucilia cuprina (Australian sheep blowfly), 606 nucleotides. RefSeq lists its product as uncharacterized. NCBI's taxonomy places the organism in Eukaryota, Metazoa, Arthropoda, Insecta, Diptera, Calliphoridae. The record is from RefSeq and is a predicted model, not a curated record. Bases 1 to 606 code for a protein of 201 amino acids. The transcript is spliced from 2 exons.
AUGUCACAUGAGGAUUUAAUUUCAUAUGCAGCUCGUGUCAACAAACUGUGUGAAAAUUUUAAGUUAUCUGAGAUGAACGCAGAUGAAUUCAAAUGCUUAGUAUUUGUUUGUGGUCUACAGUCCAAUGCAGACUCUGAUGUUCGCAUGAGAUGUCUUUUAGCUCUAGAAGAUGACUCUAAUCAAAACAUUAAUAAGCUAAUUACUAGUGCUCAAAGAUUGCUAAACUUAAAACAUGAUACAGCAAUGGUAGAAGUUAACACACAAUCAUCCAUAAAUGCUAUAAAAUCAAAUCCAAAAUCAAAUGAUUUAAAAGGUAUGGCGAAGCCAAAAACCCCCUGUUGGAACUGUGGUGCCAUGCACUAUUCAAAAUAUUGCACCUAUUUAAAACAUGUUUGUACACAAUGUAAAAACAUGGGACAUAAAGAAGGUUACUGCAAGAAUCAACAGUCAGAAAACAAUCCAAUGUUGUUCAAAUCAACCGGAUCUGGUAUGAGUCAAGAAGGAAAUUUGUCACAGUCAAUUUCAUCAUCAACAACAUCUACAAAUAUAGAUGUAAAAAUGCAAAUCGAUACCGCAUCAGAUGUGUCCAUCAUUGGUAAAACGUAA